Monodelphis domestica (gray short-tailed opossum) is the source of this 3278-nucleotide messenger RNA. RefSeq names its product Src homology 2 domain containing transforming protein D (gene SHD). NCBI's taxonomy places the organism in Eukaryota, Metazoa, Chordata, Mammalia, Didelphimorphia, Didelphidae. Gene Ontology annotation, molecular function: phosphotyrosine residue binding. The record is from RefSeq and is a predicted model, not a curated record.
GAAGAUGAGGAUGGAGAGCCGGGGAAGAAGGAGGGGAAAGGGGAAGGGAGGGAUAGAGGAAAGGGAGAGGAGGACAGCGCCAGGAGGAGGAGGGAGAGUCAGGAGUAGACGGGCGGGAGCUUUGACGCGUUGCUCCAUCCCUCCGCCCCCGCCUCCACCUCUGAGUUAAAAGCUCGGCUGGGCUCCUCGCCGCCGCCCCCUCUGCGGGACCAGCUACGCGACGGGUUCUGGCUGGAAGCAGCUCCUCCCGUCCCCGGUGCCCGCCGCACGCCGCUGGGAACCCGCCAUCGGUGACCAGCGGGACUCUCAUUCCUGCGGCGGCGGCGUUCGGUGGUCCGGCUGGGGAGCUCCCGCCUUCAGCGGCACUGCCUGGGUGACUAUAACCGAGGAGAGCGAAGGAGCGGAGCCGGCGACAAUGCCGAGCGUCCGGGACAAGCUCCCCGCAGCCCAAGUUUGUGCUCCCGCUGCCACCACCGCCGCCACUGCCCACCUCCUCCUCCUCCUCGAAGUCCCGAGACCCUCAGGAGCUGGCUUCCACUGGGUUUCGGGAAGAGGACAUUAGCUUCCCUCCCCAGUCGCUGUCCAGUCCCUCGGGACCUGGGACUCCCAGAGAAGAUCUGAGCCUUAAACGCCGAGGCGGAUGAUCUGGGUCCAUACCCUCACACCUGGAGGUGGUGGGCUGUGACCAAGGAAAUUCCUCGGCUUUUGCCCCAGAGACAUCUGGGGAAGAUUAAUUAGGGGUCUUAGAGCCCGUUGGGGUCCCUGCCGGGAUGGGGCUCUGCCCUCUCUGAAUCUGGCGCUGGUCACCUGACCUUCCACCUUCGCAGAAGCCUGGAAGCUUUGUCCAGAGGACCCCCCACCGGUCCAGGCUGGAAUGGGAUCAGUGGCUGUCUUCCCUUUUCUAAACCCUGAACCUGCCUUCCCUUCCCCGACUUCUGAAUCGAUUCCUCAGUUUCCCCACCUGGUUCAAGGAGAGUGUUGAUGAGCCCCCAGAGAGUGAGGGCAACGGUUGAACCCAAGAAUAUUCCUAAGUAAUCCAUCCUGGUCCUCUUUAUCUGCCUGAUUCUCCCUUCUGAUUCUAGGCUCCCUGCCCGGGAGUGAUUAGAGCCAGGAUACAUGGCCAAGUGGCUGAGGGAUUACCUGAGCUUUGGUGGACGGAGGCCGCCCCCACAACCCCCCAAACCCGAUUAUACAGAGAGUGAUAUCUUCCGGGCUUAUCGGGUCCAGAAGAGUCUGGACUUUGAGGACCCUUAUGAGGAUGGAGAUGGGCAGGAGGAGCCAGAGUCGACCUGCCCCAGUUGCCCGAACAAGCCUUCCUGCCCUGGGGACCCCUCAUACAGUUCCCCCAAACAUCGGCUCAUCAAGGUGGAGUCAGGCGACCUGAAUCGAAGUAAGAUGUUGCUGGGGGCUCCUGGGGAAGACAAGACAGCAGAUGACAGUGAGUAUUCAGACCCCUUUGAUGCUCAGCCUGAUGCCCAGUUGGGUGCCCCAGAACAGCUAUCUCCUGACAACAGCUACAUGGAGCCAUAUGAUGCCCAGUGUGUGGUAACAGACUUGCAGCUUUAUGAUACACCCUAUGAGGAACAGGAAGUGGGGGGCAGCCCCGAGGCCGAGGAGAGACCCCGGCAGAGCCGCCUACCCCGGGAUGAUGAGCGGCCUGCCGAAGAGUAUGACCAACCCUGGGAAUGGAAGAAGGACCACAUCUCCAGGGCGUUUGCAGCUGGUGAUGUAAAAGCAUUCUUUGGCUUGUCUCUGCCCCAUCCAGUGCAGUUUGAGACUCCUGAGUGGGAGCGAGCCCCAGGCCUGGCUAAGGAGUUCCGGAGGCCCCCAGCUAAGACCUCAGGCUGGGUGGGGAAGGGGCCCGACCCAGAGGAGCAUAUCCCCCAGCCAGCUGAGCGUGUGGACCCAGCCCUGCCCCUGGAGAAGCAGCCAUGGUUCCAUGGCUCCCUGAGCCGGGCUGAGGCGGAGAACCUCCUGGCCCUCUGCAGAGAAGGCAGCUACCUGGUCAGGCAGAGUGAGACCAGUCAUCCAGACUUCUCUCUGUCCCUCAGGAGCAGCCAGGGCUACAUGCACAUGAAAUUCACUCGGACAAAGGAGAACAAGUUUGUGCUGGGUCAGCACAGUGGGGUCUUCUCCAGUGUGCCCGAGGUCGUCCAUCACUACAGCAUCCGCCCGCUGCCUGUGCAAGGCACUGAACACCUGGCCCUGCUCCACCCCAUCACUGCGCAGGUCCCUUGACUGCCUUGGCAUAGUGCCUGGGGCACAUGGGACCUAGGGGUCCCUCCUCUGCUCUGGUGCUCAGGGGUCCCUCCUGGGCUGCUGCUGGGCUCUGGCUAUGGUACUCCCAUGUCAGGCAGAAUCUCAGAGGGGAAGAAGAGACCUCGGACCAUCGGGGCCAACCUGCCCUCCCCAAGAUCUCUGACCAGUGGCUAGCCAUUCCUUGAAAAGCCUCUAGUGAUGGAAACUGAAAAGCUCCUGAGGUGGCCCAUUUGACUUCUGGAUGGCUUCUGUCGUUAGGAAAUAUCCUUAUAUCAAAUGGAAAUCUGACUCUUGGGAGCUUCUCUCCAUCACUCCUGGCUCUGAUCUUGGAGACCCACAGAGAACUAGUCUCACCUUAUCUCCAAGGCCAGCCCUGGCAUGGAGGCACGUCCGGCAUCUCUAUGUACAUUCCAUCAGUCCCCCGUGUCAGAUCUCAAGGUCCGCCUCUGUCCUGGUUGUCCUCCUCAGGACUAGCUCCAGUUUGUCCGUCCUUCCUAUAACGGGGUCCCCAAGCCCGAGGCCAAUACUACUGAUGAGAUCUGCCCAGGACACACACCUCCCUAGCUCUGGACUUAGUACUGCUCAAUCCAGCCAAUGGUCAAGUCAGAUCUCCUGGCUACAAGGCUGCACCAUCCUGCUGACUCAUAUUGGGCUCCCCCGAGAUUCAGGUUUAGGUGAUGCCCUAUUUCAGUUCCUGGGCCAGCCCCCUGGGGAAAAAAAGGACCCUUGGCUAAAACAAAGGGACUCUAGCUCAGCCCGAUUAUUGCUCCCAGAAACGAUGCCCCCAUCUAAAACACGGACCUGGGCUCUGUCCUUGGACAUGGAAGAGUCCAUUCUAGACUGGCCACGACCUACCUGGAGAAGUUACAAAGAGUGAGUGGAAACUCAGGCAUAUGCCCCCUCCCCAAUCAUUCCCAGGCCAGAGGAAGCAAAUGGUGCAGUUGGAUGGCCUUGGCUCCCCAGCUCCCCUAUGCCUGAGUUUUUCCAAAUUUCACUCCCAAUAAAUCAGUUAUAUCUGA